AUGGAAAGCGAGUUGAGCUUCCCACCGGGGACUUCCCGCCUUCUAAGCCACUCUGAAAUUGUUCUCGUUCCAACACCCUCACAAGACCCCAACGAUCCGCUGAACUGGAGUAAACGGAGAAAAGCAUGGAACUUCACCCUCGUCCUCGCCGUCACGGUCGCAUUCUUCUCAGCCAUCGUCAUGCAGGUCGUCCUCUGGCAGCAAAUGAUCGUCGACAUGGACGUAACCUACGAAGAGCUCAACUACGGGGUGGCCUUCAACGCCGCCGGCCUAGCCCUCGGAAGUUUCCUCUUCAUCCCCCUAGCGAGGAAAUACGGCUCUCGACCAUGCUAUAUCCUCUCCACUGGUCUUAUGGCUGGCGUUUCCUGGUGGAGCGGCUAUAUGCAUACUGUUGAAGAGAUGUACAUCACCAAUUUCCUGUCAGGACUCGCCGGGUCCGUCAACGAGACUAUUUCCGAGAUCACGAUCGCGGAUCUUUUCUUCGUGCAUCAGCGCGGUACUGCCAACGGUCUUUACAUCAUCGCCGUCAUGCUCGGCCAGUUCGUCUGCCCCUCCAUUGUGGGCGUGCAAGCCGAAGCGCAGAAUUGGCGAUGGACGUACUACACCACCGGAAUAGUCCUCAGUGUUCUUUUUCUGCUGUUUGUGCUUUUCUUCGAGGAGACAAAGUUCAUUCCUGUGUCGAUUGGCCAAACUAGGAAUGACUGCUCCAGCCAAGGCACCACUGAUGCUCCCAAGUGCAAGGAUGGCUCUGCUGUCAAGGGACACAUUCAGAACUCUGAUCAAGGCUCUGAGGAGCUUCCUCCUAGACUUUCUUACAAACAGCGCAUGCGUCUUAUCACACGCACCGAUGAACCGCUGUGGAGAAACUACCUCGUGCCGCUGAAGAUGUUCCUCUUCCCACACGUCAUCUUCUCAGCCAUCCAAGUCGCCAGCUGCGUCGCCUUUCUCAUCCUCCUCACCUCCACCAUCUCGAUGGUCUUCGCCGCACCGCCGUAUAAUUUCAACACAGCUGGCGUUGGACUGAUGUCUCUGGGCCCUUUUGUCGGUAACAUGUUCGGUAGCCUUUACGGUGGUCUUCUGGGUGAUUGGGUGGUUGUGCGGUUGGCCAAGAGAAACAAGGGUAUUUUCGAACCCGAGAUGAGGCUGUAUAUCCUUCUCCUUCCGGCUUUGCUUAUGGGCGCUGGGUUGAUCCUUUUUGGUGUUUCUGCUGAUAAGGGCUGGCAUUGGAUAUACCCCAGCAUUGGCGGUGCGCUUUUCGGCUUUGGAAUGGCGUCUAUGAUUGAUAUAUCAUGCACGAUUGUUAUCGAUAUCUACCAAAGUUUGACCGCCGAAGCUUUCAUCGCCGUCACAUUCAUCCGCAACGUCCCCUGCAUUGGUGUCCCAUUCGGCAUCGUCGGUUGGACCGAGUCCAUUGGUGUGACAAAGCUUUACGUUAUAAGUGGUUGUGUAGCCACGCUUGUGUGUCUGUUGUUCAUUCCUUGUGCUAUCUGGGGACGGCGUGUCCGACAGAAUACGUGGCAGAUGUUUGAGUCGGUGGUAGAGCUCAAGGGACAAACCAGACACUGA
This is a messenger RNA of Fusarium sp. VM40, 1566 nucleotides long. The record is from the annotation of a GenBank genome assembly. NCBI's taxonomy places the organism in Eukaryota, Fungi, Ascomycota, Sordariomycetes, Hypocreales, Nectriaceae.